GCUCACCGUCUCCGGAUUGAAUGAACUCGACAUAAAGAGAAGAAAUCCUCCUCAGAAGAAAUUGGAUACGAAAACGAGGACAAAAAGGAGAUGAAGAGAAUGAAAGCAGGGAUUUUAGAACAGUCUGUUUAAAGUUGUGUUGUGGAACCAGGAGACCAAUGCUGAUAUCUUCUCCCCGUGAACCUCUGGAUCAUCAUGUAGCGUCUCCUCCUCGCUCUGAGGUCUGACAGCUGGAGAAUGUCUCUGGAAGAUGGAGGGAGCUCUGCAAGUCUGGGAGCUGAAAGCUGCUCUUCAGACCGCUGCAAUGGCUCUCUGUGUCCGGGUCAGCACCAGGACCUGGACCAGCAGAACCACCAGAACCAGAGCCAGGACGGGAUCGUUAUGGAGCGCAUCGCCUCUCUGACGCUGGACAUGUUCGACCCCAGUGACUUCACUGGGAGGUUCACUAAGAUCCAGUCUAGGUCCAGGAAAAGGACCCGGAUCUGUAGAGCCUCUCCAGUGGGACUGAAGCCGGCCCUCCCCCCCGUCACAGGAACCCUGGGAGAGAGGAAGGGUCCGGUCAUCAUGGCGCCCGUCAACGUGGACCCUGAGAGUAAACCGGGCGAGUUCGUCCUGAAGAGCCUGUUCGCCAACUUCACCUUGCUCUCCGAGCGCAAGAUCCGCAUCAUCAUGGCCGAACCACUGGAGAAGCCACUCAACAAAUCUCUGCAGAGGGGAGAGGACCCGCAGUUCGACCAGUUGAUCAGCAGCAUGAGUUCUCUAGCGGAGUACUGCCUGCCGUCCAUCCUGAGGACUCUGUUCGACUGGUACAAGAGACAGAACGGCCUGGAGGACGAGUCCCACGAGUACCGGCCCAGAGCCAACACCAAGACUAAGAAUGACGAGCAACAGAAGGACUACUUGUUGGAGCGGAGGGAUCUGGCAAUAGACUUCAUCUUUUCUCUCGUGCUCAUAGAAGUUUUAAAGCAGAUUCCCCUCCAUCCUCUUCUGGACGGACUCAUCCAGGAAGUUAUAAACCUGACAUUCAAGCACUUCAAAUACAAAGAAGGGUAUCUGGGACCCAACACAGGCAACAUGCACAUCGUGGCUGACCUCUAUGCUGAGGUGGUGGGAGUCGUAGCUCAGUCCAGGUUCCCAGCAGUGAGGAAGAAGUUCAUCUCGGAGCUGAAGGAGCUGAGGCAGAAGGAGCAGAGCCCCUACGUCAUCCAGUCCACCAUCAGCCUCAUCAUGGGACUCAAGUUCUUCCGCAUCAAAAUGUACCCGGUGGAAGACUUUGAAGCCUCCUUCCAGUUCAUGCAGGAGUGUGCUCAGUAUUUCCUGGAAGUGAAGGAUAAAGACAUUAAACACUCAUUAGCCGGACUCUUUGUGGAGAUACUUGUACCUGUAGCUGCUACUGUGAAAAACGAGGUGAACGUGCCCUGCCUACGAACCUUCGUAGAGAGUUUGCACGACACCACGCUGGACCUGUCCUCCAGGAAGAAGCACUCUCUGGCUCUGUACCCGCUGGUCACCUGCCUGCUGUGUGUCAGUCAGAAGCAGUUCUUCCUCAGCCGCUGGCACGUCUUCCUCAACAACUGCCUCUCCAACCUCAAGAAUAAAGACCCGAAGAUGGCCCGCGUGGCUCUGGAGUCCCUGUACCGCCUGCUGUGGGUCUACAUGAUCCGGAUCAAGUGUGAGAGCAACACUGGAACACAGAGCCGUCUGACCUCCAUCACCUCCACUCUCUUCCCUAAAGGGAACCGCAGCGUCGUGCCCAGAGACAUGCCGCUCAAUAUUUUUGUCAAAAUCAUCCAGUUUAUUGCGCAGGAGAGACUGGAUUUCGCCAUGAAGGAGAUCAUAUUUGACCUGCUGAGCGUCGGGAAACCUGCCAAAGCCUUCAGCCUCAACCCCGAGCGUAUGAACAUCGGUCUGCGGGCGUUCCUGGUGAUAGCAGACGCUCUGCAGCAGAAGGACGGAGAGCCUCCGAUGCCCAACACGGGCGCCACGCUGCCCUCCGGGAACUCUCUGAAGAAGAAGAAGACGUAUCUCAGCAAGACGCUCACUGAGGAGGAAGCUAAGCUAAUCGGUAUGUCCCUGUACUACUCCCAGGUGAGGAAGGCUCUGGACAACAUCCUGAGACACCUGGACAAGGAGGUGGGACGCUGCAUGAUGCUCACCAGCGUCCAGAUGCUCAACAAGGAACCAGAGGACAUGAUCACCGGUGAGAGGAAACCAAAGAUCGACCUGUUCAGGACGUGUGUUGCUGCUAUUCCUCGUAUCCUCCCUGACGCCAUGUCCAAACCUGAGCUCAUCGACCUGCUGUCACGCCUGACGGUGCACAUGGACGAUGAGCUGCGUCUGAUUUCCCAGAACUCCCUGCAGAGUCUGCUGCUGGACUUCUCAGACUGGAGGGAGGACGUCCUGUUUGGUUACACACAUUUCCUCCUGCGAGAGGUGCAGGACACCCACCAGGGUCUGCAGGAUGCUUCAGUGAAGCUGCUGCUGCAGCUGCUGACCCAGUGGAGGCUAGCGCUGCAGCUGCAGGGCAAGACCAGAGGGGGAGUCGAGUCCAGCCCCAGACUACCUGAGCGGAGUCCCCACUGCUCGGUGCUGCAUGCGGUGGAGGGACUGGCCCUGCUGCUGCUCUGCUCCUGUCAGAUCAGCACCAGGAAGCUGGCCGUGGGCGUGUUGAGAGAGAUCCGCUGCCUCUUCACCGCUCUGGGACACGCUGAGGAUGAUGACAGACCCAUGAUCGAGGUCAUGGACCAGCUGAGUCCCGCCGUCAUGGACAGCUUUGUUCAUGUGGCCGUCUCUGACUCGUCCACGCUGCCCCUCAACCACCACGUGGACCUGCAGUGGCUGGUGGAGUGGACGGCUCGGCUGGUGAGCAGCUCCUACGACGUGAAGAGCCCCAGCCACGUCUGGAUCUUCGCCCAGUGCCUGAAGGACCCCUGGGUGCUCUGCCUGCACAUCUUCCUCCGUCAGGAGCACCUCCCCAAACACUGCCCCACGGCGCUGGGCUACGCCUGGCCCUACGCCUUCACACGGCUGCAGCUGCUGCUGCCGCUGGUCGACCCCAACAGUCCAGUGAACGCCAAGAAGACGAGCACGGCGGGCAGCGACAGCUACCUCUCCCUGUGGAGGAACUACCUGAUCCUGUGUCUGGGCGUGGCCAAGCCCAGCAUCAUGUCCCCGGGUCACCUGAGGGCCUCCACGCCAGAGAUCACCGCCACCACGCCCGACGGCAGCGUCACCUACGACAACAAGGUGAUCGGCACGCCCUCCGUGGCCUGGCUGCUCAAACAGCUGGUUCCUCUGAUGAGGGCCGAGAGUCUGGAGAUCACCGAGUCCCUGGUGCUGGGCUUCGGCUGCACCAACGCUCUGGUGUUCAGGGAGCUGGUGGAAGAACUCCAUCCACUGAUGAAGGAGGCGCUGGAGAGGAGGCCGGAGAACAAGAAGCGCAGAGAGAGGAGAGAUCUGCUGCGGCUGCAGCUGCUGAGGAUCUUUGAGCUGCUGGCCAACGCUGCAGUCAUCAGUGACAGCACCAACGGGGCGUUGGAGCGAGACUCCCUGGCGCUGGGCGCUCUCUUCCUGGAGUACGUGGAUCUGACCCGGAUGCUGCUGGAGGCCGAGAACGAGAAGGAGCAGGACGUGCUCAAAGACAUCAGAGCUCAUUUCAGCGGGAUGGUGGCGAACCUCAUCCAGUGUGUUCCUGUGCACCACCGGCGCUUCCUGUUCCCUCAGCAGUCUCUGAGACACCACCUCUUCAUCCUGUUCAGCCAGUGGGCCGGACCCUUCAGCGUCAUGUUCACGCCCCUCGACCGCUACAGCGACCGCAACCACCAGAUCACCCGCUACCAGUACUGCGCUCUGAAGGCCAUGUCAGCGGUUCUGUGUUGCGGUCCGGUGUUUGACAACGUGGGUCUCUCCACUGACGGAUAUCUCUACAAGUGGCUCGACAACAUCUUGGCGUGCCACGACAUCCGGGUGCACCGUCUGGGCUGUGAGGUGGUGAUCCUGCUCCUGGAACUGAACCCAGACCAGAUCAACCUGUUCAACUGGGCCGUGGACCGCUGCUUCACCGGCUCCUACCAGCUGGCGUCCGGCUGCUUCAAGGCCAUCGCCACCGUCUGCGGCAACAGGAAUUACCCGUGUGACCUGGUGACGCUGCUCAACCUGGUGCUGUUCAAGGCUUCAGACACCAGCAGAGAGAUCUACGAGAUCUCCAUGCAGCUGAUGCAGGUGCUGGAGUCGAAGCUGUGUGCGUACUCUAAGCGGAUGGUGGAGCAGAAGCCUGGUAACAUCCUGUACGGGACCCACGGCCCCCUGCCGCCCCUCUACAGCGUCAACCUGUCCCAGCUCUCCAUCCAGCUGGCCAGCAUGUACCCAGAGCUCACCCUGCCGCUCUUCUCAGAGGUGAGCCAGCGUUUCCCCACCACGCACCCCAACGGGAGGCAGAUCAUGCUGUCCUACCUGCUGCCGUGGCUCAGUAACAUCGAGCUGGUGGACACGGGGCUGCUGCCCCCGGCCUCCAGCCCCUGCACCCCCGAGGAGGAGCCCCGCGGCCAGGGCCAGGGCCUGGGCGUGGCCCCCAGCCUGAGAGGCAGCGGCUGGGGCUCCCUGCAGGCCACGUCCCUGGUGCUCAACAACCUCAUGUUCAUGACGGCUAAGUAUGGAGACGAGGUUCCUGGCCCGGAGAUCGAGAACGCCUGGAACGCUCUGGUGUCCAACGAGAGGUGGAGCAACAACCUGCGGAUCACGCUGCAGUUCCUCAUCAGCCUGUGUGGAGUCAGCAGCGACACCACGCUGCUGCCUUAUAUCAAGAAGGUGGUGAUCUACCUGUGCCGUAACAACACCAUCCAGACGAUGGAGGAGCUGCUGUUUGAGCUGCAGCAGACCGACCCGGUCAACCCGGUGGUGCUGCACUGUGACAACCCGCCCUUCUACCGCUUCGCCGCCAGCCACAAGGCCUCCACCUCGCAGACCGGCACCACGUCCAGCAGCAACACGGUGGUGGCCGGUCAGGAGAACCUGACGGACACCGACGAGAACAAGCUGGUCAGAGAGAGCGAGGAGCGCAUUGCCCGAGCUCACAACCGGCUGGAGUCCCGCUACAGCAACAGCUCCGGAGGAUCCUACGAGGACGAGAAGACCGACCCCCUCCCGCCCUACGCUGGCUGGCUGCUGGGCGUCCUGGAGACCAACCACCCGCAGCCGCUACCGAUGCCCGUUAACGGAGGCUGCUGGGCUCCUCUGGUGGACUACCUGCCAGAAACCAUCACACCUAGAGGACCGCUGCACAGGUGUAACAUCGCUGUGAUCUUCAUGACUGAGAUGGUGGUGGACCACAGCGUGAGGGAGGACUGGGCUCUCCACCUGCCACUGCUGCUGCAUGCCCUGUUCCUGGGUCUGGACCACUACAGGCCAGAGGUCUACGAACACAGCAAGCGUCUCCUCCUGCACCUCCUCAUCGCUCUCUCCUGCAAUAACAACUUCCAGGUGAUAGCUUCAGUUCUCAUGCUGACCAGAGAAAUCAGUGACAACAAGACGCUCACCAUCAAGUCCAGCUACCACACAGAGUACCAGCAGUCCCAUGCUCCUGACUUCCUGCGGGAGUGGCAGGCGUCUCCGGUGGCGGACUCCGGCCUCAGCUCCACCUCCAACUCUUCCUCCGCCAGUCUGGGUGGCGGCAGCACGGCGGGCAGCGUGGGGAACCUGCCCCUGGUUACCCCCGACGACCUGGAGGACCUGGAGGACACGCCCAACGAGACCGACGAGAAGACCAACAAACUGAUCGAGUUCCUCUCCACCAGUGCCUGGAGUACUGUGUUGUUGGUCCUCAGAGCGUUGGGGCCGCUGUGGGUCCACGAGGACAUCACGCCCAAGAACCCAAACUCCAAAAGCACCGAGCAGCUCUCCAACUUCCUGCGCCACGUCGUCUCCGUCUUCAAGGAGUCCAAGUCAGACUUCCACCUGGAGCAGCAGCUGAGCGACGUGGCGCUGCAGACGGCUCUGUGCAGCUCGUCUCGUCACUACGCCGGACGCUCCUUCCAGGUGUUCAGAGCUCUCAAACAGCCAAUCAACAACCACGCUGUGGCCGACCUGGUGUCCCGGCUGGUGGAGGUGGUGGGAGAACACGGAGACGAGGUGCAGGGCUAUGUGAUGGAGGUGCUGCUGACGCUGGAGUCGGUGGUGGUGAAUCUAGCCGAGUGUCUGAAGAACAGCGACCUGAUGGCGGCUCUCACCAGGACCUCCUCACCAGACUUUGUGACUAGUGACAAGCUGAUGAACAGGAAGAGCACGGGGCAGCUGAACUUCCCUGGUCCCGGCUUCGCUGGUCUGUCCUCACAGCGCCACCAGCGGUCCUACUCCGUCCCCAAGAAGUUUGGCGAGUGCGGCCACCACGCCAACGAUCCUCCACGCAGCGCCACGCUGGACCGCAUACAGGCGUGUAACAGCCACGGCCUGGCCCGGACAGGAAGAGCUCCCGGCUCCUGCACCUCCUCCACCAAUCGGAUCGAUCCCAGCGUUCUGUCCGAUCCUGCUCACAUCUCUCAUCCCUCAACCAUCCUGGCCACAGUCUUCUGGGUGGCCGUGUCCCUCAUGGAGUCAGACUUUGAGUUUGAAUAUCAGAUGUCACUUCGCCUCGUUCACAAGCUGCUGUCAAAGGUGCCGUUAGACCGAGCAGAGAACCGCGAGCGUCUGGAGAAGCUGCAGGCCCAGCUGAGGUGGAGCGGCUUCUCUGGGAUCCAGCAGCUGCUGCUGAAGGGUUUCACCUCUCAGGCCACGUCCGACCUCACGCUGCAGCUCUUCUGCCAGCUCACGCCCGUCUCACGGGUCCCUGUUGUUGACAGCACUCAGUCUAUAGGUUUCCCUCUGAACGUUCUCUGUCUGCUGCCUCACCUGGUGCAGCACUUUGGACACCCGACUCAGUUCUGUAAGGAGAGCGCUGAGAGGAUCGCUCAGGUGUGUCUGGUGGAGAAGCACACCAAGCUGUCCCACCUGGCCCACGUGAUGACGCUCUAUAAGACGCGCUCCUACACCCGGGACCCGUUCUCCUGGGUCAGCGUGGUCUGCCGCUACCUGCACGAGGCCUUCUCUGACAUCACACUCAACAUGGUCACCUAUAUGGCAGAGCUGCUGGAUAAAGGUCUUCCCAGCAUGCAACAGUCUCUCCUGCAGAUCAUCUACUGUCUGCUGAGCCACAUGGACCUGACCGCCGUCCAGGUCAAACAGUUCAACGCUGACGUCACCAAGACCAUCGAGAAGUUCGUCCAGACCAUCCACUGGAAGGACGCCCUGAACAUCCUGAAGCUGGUGGUGUCUCGCUCCGCCAGCCUGGUCCACCCGGUGUACGGCCACUCGCAGGGCGACCUGUCCAACCUGGAGGUCAGCCGGGUCUGGGACGGCUCGGCCAAGGCUCUGCCCGGGAAAACUCUCGACUUCACCUUCGACAUCUCUGAGACUCCGGUGAUCGGGCGUCGCUUCGACGAGCUGCAGGGUUCAGGAGGGCGAGAGGGGAAGGCCAGAGCCAUGGCCGUGACCCGCAGCACCUCCUCCACCUCCUCCGGCUCCAACUCCAACACCAUCCUGGUGCCCGUCAGCUGGAGACGCCCUCAGUCCUCCCAGAAAAGAACGAGGGAGAAGCUGGUGAACGUUUUGUCUCUUUGUGGACAAGAAGUUGGACUCACCAAGAACCCGUCUGUGAUCUUCUCCUCGUGUGGCGACUUGGACAUGAUGGAGGUGCGUGAGAGCGGCGUGUCAUCGGAGGAGGGCGGGACCAGAGAGGACACGCUGGACGACACGGCCAGCGAGCAGCAGUUCAGAGUCUUCAGAGACUUUGACUUCCUGGACGUGGAGCUGGAGGACGGAGAGGGAGAGACGGUGGAUAACUUUAACUGGGGCGUCCGGCGGCGCUCUCUGGACAGCACGGAGCUGGGAGACCUGCUGGAGGAGAGCCAGCACUCAGGCAGCACCCCCAGCCUGGGCCACGAGGACCCCCACGACUCAGACGAGUCCUCGGAGGAAGAGGAGUCCUCAACCAGCCAGAGCCUCUCCCACUCCCAGCUGACGAACCCUUCUCCAUCAGAGGAAACCAACCACACCGACUCUCUGUCUACUUCCUACGACACGUCAGCUGACCCGCCGUCCUUCAGUGCCACCACGCCGGGCCAGGGCGCCGUCCACGACGACCACGGCGGCCUACACGGGAGGGUGAGCCUGGAGGACGAGGACACUCAGCCUCAGGACGACGAGCUCUCGCUGAGCAUCGCCGAGCUGCCGCACGGCUCCGACUGUGGCGAGAGCUUCACCCUGGAGCUGGCGGGCCAGCCUCUGGACCAGCAUCUGGACCAGCUGGACCAGCUGGACCAGCCUCUGGACCGGCCUCUGGACCAGCUGGCCCGCCUGGAGCACAGAGGCCUCAGCGCCGACUACUGCCAGCCGCCGCUGGACUUCCUGGACCCCAACUGUCUGCCCAGCUUACGUGAUGAUGUAGAUGACUUGGAAGACCUUGGUUUUCCUCCUCCCCCUUCUCCAUUUUUCUCCGCCAUCUUGGCAGCCUUCCAGCCCGCGGUGUGUGACGACGCGGAGGAGGCGUGGCGCUGCCACAUCAACCAGCUGGUGACCGACUCAGACGGGUCCUGUGCCGUUCACACCUUCCAAGUCUUCUCCUCUCUCUUUAAGAACAUUCAGGGUAAGUUCUGCCUCCUGACCACUGAUGUUGCCACCUACCUUGGAGAGGGUUUAAGGGGCAUCGGGUCAAAGUUCCUCCGCUCCUCUCAGAUGCUGACCACGUGCUCCGACUGUCCCACCAUCUACAUCGAUGCUGACACGAUCAUGUCCUACGGGCUCCUUGAGAAGAUGAAGUUCAGUGCUCUGGAGCUGCAGGAGUACCUGGACACCUACAACACCAGAGAGGAUGCUGCUAUCACAUGGCUGAGGAACUGUAAGGACACGUUCCCCAGGUGUCCUGGUGACAGCGUGGUCACCUGCCAGCCUGGAGACUCAGAGGAGAAGCAAAUGGAGUCUCUUGCACAACUGGAGCUCUGUCAGAGGCUCUACAAGCUGCACUUCCAGCUCCUCCUCCUGUUCCAGUCGUACUGCUCGCUCAUCGGUCAGGUCCACGCCAUCAGCUCCGUGCCUGAGCUCCUGAACAUGUCCCGAGAGCUGACCGGUCUGAGGACCAGCCUGCAGGCGGCGGAGGCGUCCGUGGCGAGCGACCUGGAGCACAAACACCUGGCCCACGCUCACGCUCACGCCACCCAGCUGGCCGCCAUGGUGGUGCCCAGCUUCCCCAGCGCCGAGGCCGCCGUGCAGGCCGUCCUGGAGUGCCUUAAGAACCACGAGUUCACCAAAGCUGUACGCUACAUCCAGGAAUGCAGGCGGCGCUGGCCCAGUGGCGUGUUCGGCGGCGCCUCGGAGAGCGAGGUCCAGACGCUGCUCAACGUCUACUUCCGGCACCAGACGCUGGGCCAGACGGGGACCAUCGCCCUGGUGGGGUCCCGCCAGGACCUCAGCCUGAUCUGCUCCAAGCUGCUGGAGCUCAACGGGGAGAUCCGCGACAUGAUCCGCCGCGCGCAGGGCUACCGGGUGGUCACCACCUACCUCCCCGACUCCAGCGCCUCGGCAACCAGCCUCUGACAGGAGCUCAGGAGCCCCCCGCCCCCGCCCUCCCCCCCCUUACCUCCCUUACCUCCCCCCUCACUCACCCUCCCCAGACC
Molecule: messenger RNA, 9701 nt
Organism: Centropristis striata (black sea bass)
Lineage: Eukaryota; Metazoa; Chordata; Actinopteri; Perciformes; Serranidae
Gene: fryb
Product: furry homolog b (Drosophila)
Exons: 66
Coding region: 238-9621 (3127 amino acids)
Biological process (GO): neuron projection development; cell morphogenesis
Cellular component (GO): site of polarized growth; cell cortex
Source: RefSeq, a predicted model, not a curated record